Messenger RNA from Gorilla gorilla gorilla (western lowland gorilla), 3834 nucleotides. RefSeq names its product PNMA family member 6E (gene PNMA6E). Bases 625 to 2568 code for a protein of 647 amino acids. NCBI's taxonomy places the organism in Eukaryota, Metazoa, Chordata, Mammalia, Primates, Hominidae. The transcript is spliced from 2 exons. The record is from RefSeq and is a predicted model, not a curated record.
ACUACCCAUUUUGGACAAGUUGAAACGGGGAGGAGUUAUCUCUAGUCCCUCCACCCCAAGAUUACUGAGGCAGGUCUGAGCCCCAAGGGAGCAGAGCACUGUUGAGUGGUGACCCCCUGAGUGAACACCCCAUCGGCCGGAGGCCGCCCAGAGACGGAGACCCGCACUCAAGUGCAGCAUCGGAACACCCAGCGGAGGUGCUGGCCACACCAAGCCGUCACCCAGAGCAGUGCCUGUCCUUGAGAGCUAGUUCCCGAAAAUCAUCUACAAUUUCAACUCCUGGAAAGAAAGACACGACAAACCCUGUGCCCAUAGAACUCAGAUAACACCCAGGUGGGCACUACUCCGUGCAUCUGAGGACAGAAGCACCUGGAAGGCGCCUGGCGGAACUAGAGAGCAGCUUCUUCCAGCUGGACCAGCAAGACCCUGUGACCUUUGGGGACCAGCAGAGCAGAGGCCAAGCAGAAGGAUAAUCCUGGGCUCUGAAGCCAGGCUUCCCCGAGGCACAGCAUCGGGCACACAGGUGAGAAUCCACCAGACCUCGGCGCCUCAGGCUGCGUCAGAGACUGCAACAGUCAGCACACAUUCCUGUCUGAUCAGGCUCCCUCCCUCAAGUCCUCUGCGAUGGCUCUGGCGAUGCUUCGGGACUGGUGCAGGUGGAUGGGUGCGAACGCAGAGCGCUCCCUGCUCAUCCUGGGUAUCCCUGAUGACUGCCAGGAACAUGAGUUCCAGGAGGCCGUGCGGGCUGCCCUGUCGCCCCUGGGCAGGUACCGAGUACUCACCAAGCACUUCAGAAAGGAGCUCGGGGCCAAGGCAGCCUUGGUGGAGUUCGCUGAGUAUUUAAACCGAAGCUUGAUUCCCCAUCAAAUACCAGGCAAUGGGGGGCCCUGGAAAGUGAUCUUCCUGCCCCAAGUACCUGUUAUUGAGUUUCAGGAUAUGCCCAGUUUUCCUGCACAGCCCCAGGGCCAAGCAGUAGCAAAAGCUGCAGGUGAGGCAGGAGGCGCAGGUGAGGCAGGAGGUGUAGGUGAGGCAGGAGGCGCAGGUGAGGCAGGAGGCACAGGUGAGGCAGGAGGCACAGGUGAGGCAGGAGCAGCAGGUGAGGCAGGAGCAGCAGGUGAGGCAGGAGGUGUAGGUGAGGCAGGAGCAGCAGGUGAGGCAGGAGGCGCAGGUGAGGCAGGAGCAGCAGGUGAGGCAGGAGCAGCAAGUGAGGCAGGAGCAGCAGGUGAGGCAGGAGGCGUAGGUGAGGCAGGAGCAGCAGGUGAGGCAGGAGGCGCAGGCGAGGCAGGAGCAGCAGGUGAGGCAGGAGGCGCAGGUGAGGCAGGAGCAGCAGGUGAGGCAGGAGGCGCAGGUGAGGGAAGAGCAGCAGGUGAGGCAGGAGCAGCAGGUGAGGCAGGAGGCGCAGGUGAGGGAAGAGCAGCAGGUGAGGCAGGAGCAGCAGGUGAGGCAGGAGCUGUGGGUGAGGCAGGAGCUGCAGGUGAGGCAGGAGCUGUGGGUGAGGCAGGAGGGACAAAUGUAACAAAAGCCUGGGUCCAGCCUUGGCGCUGCACCCUACAGGCUGUGCUGGAAAACAGGGCCUACCGGGAAUUGAGACCCUUUUCCGGGAGGGAGCAGCCAGGCUGCGAGGAAGAGUCCUUUGAGAGCUGGGUGGAGCACGCCAAGGAUAUGCUGCAGCUGUGGUGCCACGUGUCGGAAAGGGAGAAGAAGAGGUGGCUGCUGGAGAGCUUGGGCGGCCCGGCCCUGGAAGUCGUGAGCGGCCUCCUGGAGGAAGAUGCCAACUUGUCCGCGCUGGACUGCCUGGCGGCGCUGGGGCAGGUAUUUAGGAACCAGGACACUCGAAUGACUUCGAGGCUGAAGUUCCUGACCUGCACGCAGGGGCCCCAGGAGGGGCUGUUUGCCUUCGUGGUGCGCCUGGAAGGCCUGCUGCAGAGGGCUGUGGAGAAGGGGGCCGUCUGCCCAGCCUUGGCCAAUUACCUGCGACUACAGCAGGUGCUGUCUCAGGCCCGCCCCAGCGAGGCACUCCAGGAUACCCUGAGAGGGAUGCAGCUGGAGAAUAGGCCACCUGGCUUCCUGGGGCUGCUUCGGCUCAUCCGGGAGAUGGAGGCGUGGGCAGCCUUCCCAGCGAGGAGCCAGCAGGGUGUGGCCUGGGCAGCGGCCCCAGUGGAGAGUGAAGACCCAGCUGCUGCCCAGGCCUCCCCAGCCCAGGGGGACGCCAGCGAGGCUGGUCCCGGAGCAGAAGAUGCUGCCGAGGCCGCUUCUGCCACCAAAGAGGCUGCAAGGGGAGCCCCUGCCGCUGGGGAAGGUGAAAGUGCCCCUGCAGGCCCCAAAGGCCUAGGUCAGGCAAGGCCCAUAGAGGUCCCCUGGGGCUCCUCCCCAGCCCGGAUGAGCAGUGCUGUCUGGGUGUUCCCAAGAGGUCUUAGCUGGGGUCCAGAGGGCCUCAUCCAGGUGAGAGGCCAGGAAGCCAGGAAACCCCCACUGGAGGGGCUCCAGACCAUCUUGGAGGAGCCCGAAAACGAGGAUGAGGACGGGGCCGGGGACUCGGGCCAGCCCAAGUCCUCCCAGGGCAAAUAGGCUCCUAGGGCCCCGGGGCCUCCUCUCCUCUCAGGCAGCAGCGCCUUGGAGGCAGACAGAGGCCAGGCCAGGGCCAGUCCCUCACCCCACAUUCAGGAGUAAGGGCCCCCCACCUCCCCCAAGGGGCUCUGGCCACCACCCCCAUUCCUUCCCUGUGACCCAGAUGACCACGUUUGAUACAAAAUGGGGUGGGGAGAGGCGCCCCCCCGCUCCCUUGUACCCAGCACACCCAGCCCCAGCCCCAAACCCUGCCGCCAUGGGGGGCUGGCCUGGAGGGAGCCCUGAGUGGCCAGCUGUGGCCUGGGUGGGGGCACCUGAAGAUGUCUGCCCCCAACCCAGGCCGUGAGUUGGGAGAGACAGGGGGAAAGAGGCCCUCUCAAGGUUGCCAGUUGCCUGGGUCUCUCAAGAGGGGUCAGCCCACUUGCCAUCUCCGGGGCAGGCUGCCCUCUGUUCCAGGAAGCUCACCCUCACCUGUGUGACCCACGCGCCCAGCAGACGCCCACCCACUGCUAGCCAUCAUUUCUGCGAAAAGUCAUGUACUGUGCGCCCAUGCAGGCGGCCACCUCUGGGCCCGGGGCACGUGCUGUGAGCUUCCUGCGAGCCCAGGCUCUGCUUGCUGCUGUCCUGCAUCGUGAGCACCACCUCUGCUUUCCUGGCGUAGAUCUAGGCCAGGGGCUGCUUGUUCUCGUGGAGCUGCGUGUGUUCUUCUCUGAGCAGCUUCUCCCCGGAGACCCCCAGCGCAGUCCCAGGAGAUGGCGGGAAGGAGGCACCAGGGCACGGCGGACGCUCACCCCGUGACCACGAUGGUGACCCUGACUGCGGGAAGAAGAACCGGACCCGGGGCAGAGCGGGGCUGCGUGAGGCUCCACAGGGACUAUGCUUUGGCGUUUCACCCCGUUGUUACUUGUGACUCAGUUUCUUCAGCCUGGUGGGGUGUUCCCUGGUGUUUCCCAGUGUUCUGUGACUGUCCUGUGAAGGCCAUAGGGAUGGGCUCAGGAGGGGGCUCCCUGAAGCCAGUGGACACUGCCAGAGUCCACUGUCCUGGCAAAAGGCAGACCCUGGGGCCCUCGGGAAGGAGGGAGGUGGCAGCGGGGGCAGCAGCGGGAGGGGGAGCAGAUGACGCACCUUGCCAGGAACCCCAGGAGGAGGGGGCCCGGGACCUGUGGCCUGUGGUGGCUGUUUACAGUUUCUCUCUGUAUUGUGGUUUCCUUCUCUUCAAUAGUUUCAGUAUAUGUUUCUCUUCAAUAAAUUUCAUUCCGUGUUCCA